Molecule: messenger RNA, 2139 nt
Organism: Moesziomyces aphidis
Lineage: Eukaryota; Fungi; Basidiomycota; Ustilaginomycetes; Ustilaginales; Ustilaginaceae
Source: the annotation of a GenBank genome assembly
AUGACCAUCAAGGGCCUCAACGGCGAGGCCAAUUCGGCAGCCGCUGCCCACAAGCCCGCCCACUUCAAGCUCGAGAACCUCAUCCGCCCCAACAUUCUUUCGCUCGAGCCGUACCGUUGCGCACGCGAUGACUACCAGUCUGGCAUCCUGCUCGAUGCCAACGAGAACAGCCUCGGCCACUCGCUGCCGCCCAAGUCGGUCAUCCCUCACAAUCCGGGCACCUCGAAUGGCGCCACACCUGUGCAGUCGAACGAGGCCGACGACCCGCUCUCGCUCAACCGAUACCCGGAUCCAGGCCUUUUUGGCAUCAAGGACUCGCUUGCACAGCUGCGUGGCGUUCCCAACGAUGCCUUCGUCUUCCUCGGCGUGGGCAGCGACGAGGUGCUCGACCUCGUGCAGCGCGUCUGCUGCCGUCCCGGCAAAGACAAGAUCCUCAUCUGCCCACCCACCUACGGCAUGUACAGCGUGUGCGCAGCCGUCAACGACCUCGAAGUCGUCAAGGUGCCCCUCAUCACCGAGGGUGGCAGGUUCGCUCUCGAUGUGGAAGCGGUCAACACGAAGCUCAGCGAAGACCCGGACAUCAAGAUCACCUUCAUCUGCUCGCCAGGCAACCCCACCGGAACAUUGAUCCCGCCAACCGUCGUCAAGAAGGUUCUCGACAAUCCAGACUACAAGGGUCUUGUUGUGGUCGACGAGGCGUACAUCGACUUUGCCGAAGAGGAGAAGGCCAUGGGCAAGCGUGCUCAGGAUGACGUGGUGAGCGCCGUCAGCCUCGUCCACGAGUACCAGAACGUCAUGGUCACACAGACGCUCUCCAAGGCAUUCGGUCUCGCAGCCAUUCGCUUGGGAAUCGCAUUUGCGCAGCCAGCGUUGGUGCAGAUCAUGAACAACACCAAGGCGCCCUACAACAUCUCUUCGCCUACCGCCCACCUUGCCUCAUUAGCGCUUUCGCCACAGGGCAUCGCCCAGAUGCGCGAAAACGUCCAGACGCUCAUCCGCAACCGCGACCAGCUCAUGGCCGACCUCAAGAGCGUCCCCGGCACGGGCGCGAUCCUUGGCGCCAACGAAGCCAACUUUGUGCUGGUCCAGAUCUUGGAUCUCGAGACACGCUCCAGGCCCGACAACAACGUGGCGCAGACGGUGUACAAGCGCAUGGCCGAGGAGAUGGGGCUGGUGGUGCGCAACCGUGCCAAGGACCUUGGCUGCGCUGGCUGCUUGAGAGUCACCGUGGGCACCGAGGCGGAGAACAAGCGCUGCAUCGAGCUCAUGAAGGGCCUCCUCGAUGGCUCCAAUGCCAAGUCGAGCAACAAAGUGGCUGGGGGCCAGCUGACCAAGUACGCAUUCACCUCUUCGGCGCUCGGCUCGCUCGAGACGCAGAUCAACGUGUUUGUCCCCUCGUCCGCCUCGUCCUCGCACAAAGUGCCGGUUCUCUACUACCUCUCCGGUCUCACGUGCACCGAGGACAACGCCGCUCAAAAGGGUGGCUUCUUCAACGCAGCCGAAUCCGCUCAGAUCGCACUCGUGUUUCCGGACACUUCUCCGCGCGGUGCCGGUGUCGACGGUGAAGAUGAGAGCUACGACUUUGGUACCGGCGCUGGAUUCUACCUGAACGCGACAAAGCAGCCCUGGAACAAGUGCUACAACAUGUACGACUACGUUGUCGACGAGCUGCCCAAGAAGAUCGCCUCAAGCGACCUUCCGAUCGACACGAGCCGGGCCUCGAUCUUUGGCCACUCGAUGGGCGGACAUGGAGCGCUCACACUCUACCUCAAGAACCGAUCUGCCUAUCGAAGCGCAUCUGCCUUUUCGCCCAUCUGCAACCCCACCGCCUGCCCCUGGGGCAAGAAGGCCUUCGAAGGCUACCUCGCCUCGGGCCUCGAGGAAGGCAAGCAGUACGACGCCACGCUUCUGCUCGACCAGGCAGACGGUCAGCCCGACAUCCUCGUCGAUUCGGGCACCGCAGACGACUUCUACAAGCAGGGCCAGCUCCUUCCCGAAAACUUUGAAAAGGUCGCAAAGAACAAGGGAUUCAAGAACGUUAGUGUCAGGCUCCAGGAUGGAUACGACCACAGCUACUACUUUAUCUCCACCUUUGCCGAGGACCACAUCAAGUUCCACGCAAAGUCCCUCAACGCCUGA